Molecule: messenger RNA, 1331 nt
Organism: Rubroshorea leprosula
Lineage: Eukaryota; Viridiplantae; Streptophyta; Magnoliopsida; Malvales; Dipterocarpaceae
Source: the annotation of a GenBank genome assembly
GCCAUGCCUAUCAUCAAUGCUGGUCCUCAGCACCAAUAGCGUGAGGGUCUCGUGCUCAAGGACCCUGGACCUGCUGGGUUUGCUUUCAUUUUUUGUCCUGCUUUGUCAAAUGGAAAUUCUGAGCUACUUUUUUUUCCAAUAAAAUAAAGCUCAAGUGAUGAGAAAUUUCAGGAUUUGCUUUAAUUAUCUUAAAUGGCCUUCUUUAAUAUACCUGGGAAACCGGAAUUUAUCGGGUCAUUUAUGCCACUAGGAAUUAAGAAAUCUGCUUCUGGGUUUAUGCUUCUUGAAAAGUUUCUAAUUUUCUUGUUAGAAUAUACAUUUCUUAGCCUUGAAGCGUUAUGUGGUUCAGUGAUGAACUGAGGAACCUGAUAUGCUAGUACUGAUCACAUAUUGACCAUAGUAAUAAUUAAUUGGUCUUUGGAACAGUAUGGGACCAUGUACUCAGUUAUCUAAACUACUGUUUGAAUUUGUAUGCAAUUGAAGGAAAGAAACUUAGAACCAUACAGAGAAAACAUCAAUUCAUCCUAGGUUAAGGAGCUUGACUUCUGCUUCUUAAGUCCCAUGCUUUAAGUAGAAAUAUUAGACAUGCCGGCCUCAUCAAAAAUAAUCUUGCACCCCAGAAAAUAGAGGCCUUAAUAAUAUUAAUAUUGUGUAUUCAAACCGACUGAUUAAACUGUUCUAGAUGCAACCACAUUCAAAAGUUAAGUGUAGUCUUUACAUUGCUGAAGAUAAUAUGUGCAUGGUGUCUGACUAAAAAUCAAUUUUUUUAACAUGCUAGAUAUAGGAUGUAAGUUGAUCUCUUAACAUUUGCCUGAAUAUUAGUUGGAGGUUGCCUAAGCUAUUCAAAUAAGGCCAAUAAAUCAAAGGACAAUUUGUGUAGUUAUAGAGCUUAAAAGACAUCAUCAUGUGUUUCGUGCUUCUUUACAUAUUAAAGAAAAUCCUAAUAUGUUUUCUUAUGGGUCUGAGCUUUUUAAUAGAAAAUAUUGGUUGAGAAUGAACUGCUAACUGUUAAUUACUUUAAAAUGAAAAGUCAAUCCAAUCAAUCAAAGAAAAUUCAUGUAUUUCUUUUUAUGUUUGUGUGUGUGUGUGUAUUUAUAUAUAUAAGCAUUGAAAAUUUUGAAAUAAUGUGUUGUAGACUUCUUGCAACUUCCUGCACCUAUACUCUCAGGAAAAAUUAAAAGAAAAUUUCAUGGCAAACUGUGUGGAUUUCUUGGCAGUGGUAUGACCUAAUUGUUGUUUGUUUUUAAGGUAGAUGCAAAGAUCUUCCAAGUACCAUUGGCUUGAAAUUUGUUAAAGUAAUUUUGCAUAAUAUGUCCUAUGACUUUCCUGGA